Molecule: messenger RNA, 793 nt
Organism: Polypterus senegalus (gray bichir)
Lineage: Eukaryota; Metazoa; Chordata; Cladistia; Polypteriformes; Polypteridae
Product: C-type lectin domain family 10 member A-like
Exons: 8
Coding region: 49-705 (218 amino acids)
Source: RefSeq, a predicted model, not a curated record
CUCAUUACUGGGUCUUCCCUGAUUCUUUUCGAGACUUGAUCUUAUGCUAUGAAAAUGCACUUGGAGGACAUUGACUGUGAUAUACAACAAGGUCAUAAUGCAAGAAGGCAGCAACAAGGACUUCGAUGUUGCAGCCAUAAAAAAUUGACAGUCAUGGCAGUGUUUCUUUCUGGAUGCAUCUUAUCAGUCUACAGAGUAAUUGAAUAUAAGCUAAUAAUAUCUCCCAACUACCAAGAGCAAAUGACACAUAACUAUAAAGAAACCCAAACAACCAGUUCAACACAGAACACUCAUAGCAGGGAUUUUGUGGCUGAGCAGACAAGUGCAAAGAGUACUAAAAAACAACAAUGGCUGGAUCACAAUGGAAAAUCAUAUUAUUUUGAAACAAACAAAAAAGGAUGGGAUUUUGCAGACAGCUUUUGCAAGAUGCAAAGUUCAAACCUCACUAUGAUUAAGAAAACCGAGGACAUGAAUUUCAUAUUGAAUCACAUUAUGGGUCACACUUGGGUUGGAUUGAAAAGGGAGAAUGAAAAAUGGAAUUGGAUCGAUGGGACAGCUUUCCACAACAGAGUAUUUGAAAAUGAUGUUCAACAAGAGAAGUCUGGCAGUGAUUGUGGUAGCAUAAUGACAGGUGGCAUAUUGUUGGCAGCACCUUGCAAAACUGCUAAUCAAUGGAUCUGUGAAAAGUUAAUAGUGGAAAAGUGAUGUAUUAUCUCAAUAUGUUAAAAAUAUAUAUAUUUUUCUCUUUUGCUUUAAAAUUAUUUAAUACAAUUAAUGUGAAUUAUUUUAAAUA